This is a messenger RNA of Myxocyprinus asiaticus (Chinese sucker), 6956 nucleotides long. RefSeq names its product E3 ubiquitin-protein ligase HACE1-like. The record is from RefSeq and is a predicted model, not a curated record. Gene Ontology annotation, molecular function: protein binding; ubiquitin-protein transferase activity. The coding region runs from base 1567 to 4395 and encodes 942 amino acids. The transcript has 25 exons. Gene Ontology annotation, biological process: proteasome-mediated ubiquitin-dependent protein catabolic process; protein polyubiquitination; positive regulation of protein catabolic process. Gene Ontology annotation, cellular component: nucleus. Lineage: Eukaryota; Metazoa; Chordata; Actinopteri; Cypriniformes; Catostomidae.
GUUCUCAAUGGUGGGUCGCUGGUCUGUUCUAAUAGGGUUUUGGACAUCAGGGGAAAAAACAAUUAAAAAUAAAACUAACCAUAUAAUUGAGCAGUUAGGAUACAUAGUUAGGAUAUAAACGGAUGGCCAAAAGUUUGGAAUAAUGUACAGAUUUAGCUGUUUCGGAAGGAAAUUGGUACUUUAAUUCACCAAACUGGUAUUCAACUGAUCACAAAGUAUAAUCAGGACAUUACUGAUGUAAAAAAAACAGCACCAUCACUAUUUGAAAAAAUACAUUUUUGAGCAAAUCUAGACAGGCCCCAUUUCCAGCAGCCAUCACUCCAACACCUUAUCCUUGAGUAAUCAUGCUAAAUUGAUCAUUUGGUACUAGAAAAUCACUUGCCAUUAUAUCAAACACAGUUGAAAGCUUUUGGUUCAUUAAAUUAAGCUUAACAUUGAAGUUGAAAAAAAAAAAAAAAAAAAACUGGUCAAAAAAUUAUUUUAUGAUACAUUUUAGUUCAGAAAGUAUGAACAUCAGCAAAACAAUUAGCACACUAUUUAAAUACAUUUAAAUGUCAAACACCAACACAGUCAUUUCUCACUUUGUUUAUUAUAGCUGCUGCAAUGAAACUACACAUUACUAUGAACUUUGAAACUCUAUAUUCAACAUGAACAUGAAGUCUGCCAUGUUAUCAUAGAUCAUAAAGGUGCACUCAGAAAUGUAUUCCAAAAAAGCUUUACACCUGGAGAAAUUAAUAGUAAUUUUAAAACAUGUAUUCAAUCAUGAGCACUCAUGAGAUGAAGACUCAAGUCAUAUCAGUAUAAAAGCUGUUUUAAUCUACACGGAGAGGAUCCCCUCAUGGGGGCUGCCAUGUUGAGAUCACAUGACCAGCUGAAUUCAACAAAUGAUGCCAAAAAAAUAAAUAAAUUACUGAGUGCACUUUUAAAAGGCUGUGUAAUUUCCACAGAAAGCUGUUUGCCAUUGGUUGUACAAACAAUUAGUCCUGCCUCAAACUCACAUCAUUGGUCAAUCCAAUGUUGCUGUCUAUUAUAGUUUUAAAUAAAAUCAACCUACAAAUGGUUUACUGUACUUAUAGUUGACUCUGCAUUUCGAGGUGGGAUGAGAGAAAUAAAUUUAACAUUAAAAAAUUGCAGACAUUUGUAGCUAUAUUUUGUGUUAACAUUUAUUAUUGGUGUGUUAACAAACAAACUAUACAUGAAUAGCUACAUAUGAAUUAUUCAUUAAAAUAGCAUUUUCGUUGAUUUCAUCAUUUUGUAGACUUUUUUGUCACUAUUUCAUGAACAGUAUUUUGUUGUUUAAAAGUCUAAAACGAGCGUCAUGAGAUCACAUUGUGUAUCCAUGCUAAAACUACACUACCCAUGUUGCAUUGCAAUGAAAACAGGAAGAAAGCGACCAUGAGGAAAUAUUGUCAAAAAUGAAUCAGAGAGUGCUCGAGGGAUACUGUGCGCUGGUGUGAGCGGUGGACACAACCCCUAAAAGCCCACAGCAUAUGGAGGAGAUCGACGCUUUUACUGUUCAGAGAAUAAGCGUUCCAUGAGUUGAAUUCCUGCUGUUUGACAUCUCAUAUGAUGGAACGGGCGAUGGAGCAGCUGAAUCGGUUAACGCGCUCAUUGCGCCGCGCCAGGACAAUAGAGCUCCCCGAAGAUAGUGAAACAGCUGUGUACACACUUAUGCCCAUGGUCAUGGCAGACCAGCACAGGUCAGUUUCUGAAUUGCUUUUAAACUCCAAGUUUGAUGUCAACUAUGCCUUUGGACGUGUUAAAAGAAGCCUCCUACACAUCGCUGCCAACUGUGGGUCAGUAGAGUGUCUCAUCCUGCUGUUAAAACGUGGAGCGAAUCCAAACUACCAGGACAUUUCCGGCUGUACACCUCUGCAUCUGGCAGCAAGAAACGGACAGAAGAAAUGUAUGGGCAGACUGUUAGAGUUCAACGCUGAUGUCAAUAUCUGCAAUAAUGAAGGCUUGACUGCUAUUCAUUGGCUGGCUGUGAAUGGAAGGACAGAACUGCUUCAUGAUCUAGUUCAGCAUGUGUCUAAUGUGGAUGUGGAAGACGCUAUGGGCCAGACAGCAUUACAUGUCGCCUGUCAGAAUGGACACAAGACUAUGCACAAUGGACAAAGCGGUGCCCAAAGGAAGAACUUUCCAUGGUUCGAGAUCAUGGACAGUGUGCUGGUACAUCGUCCCGCUGUUAGUGGAGAGACCACUUGGGACACCAUGGCAGUUAAAACAGUGCAGUGUCUUCUGGACAGUGGAGCAGACAUCAACCGACCCAAUGUAACUGGAGCCACUCCACUCUAUUUCGCCUGCAGUCAUGGUCAGAGAGACACUGCUCAAAUACUACUCUUCAGAGGAGCAAAGUAUCUGCCAGACAAGAAUGGGGUCACACCUCUUGAUUUGUGCGUGCAGGGUGGAUAUGGCGAAACAUGUGAAAUUCUCAUCCAGCAUCAUAGCAGACUGUUUCAGAUGCUGAUACAGAUGACCCAGAAUGAAGACAUCAAAGAGAACAUGCUCCGGCAAGUGUUAGAGCAUGUCUCGCAGCAGAGUGACACCAACUACCAGAGGCUUCUCACCAGCUUGGCUGAGGUGGCCACUACAAAUGGACAUAAACUGCUCAGUUUGUCCAGUAACUUUGAGGUCCAAACAAAGAGUUUACUCCGGAUUAUCCGCAUCUUCUGCCAUGUGUUCUGUCUCGGACCUUCCUCUCCAAAUAAUGGCAAUGACAUGGGCUACAACGGCAACAAGACGCCCCGCAACCAGGUGUUUAAGCCUCUAGAGCUGUUAUGGCACUCGCUGGAGGAGUGGCUGGUGCUCAUCUCCACUGAACUGGAUAAAGAGUGCAGAGACGCCUGCGUGUCGUCCUCAGGAAAUGACAUCGCCUCACUUCUCCUGAAGAAGCAGGAGUCUGACCCCUCUGUGUCCAGUGAAACCCCUCCACGGCUGCUGAACACUAAAGCCGUGAUAGUGACGCCGGAGGGAUACGUCGAUGGCCAGGAUGUCAUGUCCAUGAUAGCCAAUCGCCUGAGUGCUGUGAUACAGGCCUUCUACAUGUGCUGCUCAUGUCAGAUGCCACAUGGCAUGACGUCCCCUCGAUUCAUCGAGUUUGUCUGUAAACAUGAUGAGGUGCUCAAGUGUUUUGUCACAAGGAAUCCAAAAAUCAUCUUCAAUCACUUCCACUUCCUGCUGGAGUGUCCUGAGCUCAUGUCUCGAUUCAUGCAUAUCAUCAAAGGCCAGCCGUUUAAAGACCGGUGUGAGUGGUUUUAUGAACAUCUUUUGGCCGGACAGCCAGACUCUGAUAUGGUGCACCGGCCGGUUAAUGAAAAUGACAUUCUACUGGUUCACAGAGACUCAAUUUUCCGCAGCAGCUGUGAGGUUGUGUCCAAAUCCUCCAAUGAGAAGCUCAAACAAGGCAUCGCCGUUAGGUUCCACGGUGAAGAGGGCAUGGGUCAGGGUGUGGUCAGUGAGUGGUUUGACAUUCUAUCCAAUGAGAUCAUCAACCCAGACUAUGCACUGUUUACACAAUCUGCAGAUGGUACCACGUUUCAACCCAACAGUAACUCCUCAGUCAACCCAGAUCAUCUGAACUACUUUAGAUUUGCUGGUCAAAUCUUGGGUCUGGCGCUCUACCAUCGCCAGCUGGUCAACAUUUACUUCACACGCUCCUUUUACAAGCACAUACUGGGUAUCCCAGUGAGCUACCAGGAUGUGUCUUCCAUUGACCCAGAGUAUGCCAAGAACCUGCAGUGGAUUCUGGACAAUGACAUCAGUGAUCUUGGCCUAGAGUUGACCUUCUCUGUAGAGACGGACGUGUUUGGAACCAUGGAGGAGGUGCCUCUCAAACCAGGAGGAACUACUAUACAAGUCACACAAGACAAUAAGGUGGAGUAUGUGCAGCUGGUGACGGAGCUACGGAUGACACGAGCGAUCCAGCCCCAGAUCAAUGCGUUCCUGCAGGGCUUCCACACUUUCAUCCCCCCCUCACUCAUCCAGCUCUUUGAUGAAUAUGAGCUGGAACUGCUGUUGUCUGGAAUGCCAGAGAUUGAUGUGAUGGACUGGAAGAGAAACACAGAGUACACAAGUGGCUAUGACCUGCAGGAGACUGCUAUACAGUGGUUCUGGGAAGUGGUUGAAAAUAUCACUCAAGAGGAGAGAGUCCUUCUUUUACAGUUUGUUACAGGAAGUUCACGAGUCCCUCAUGGAGGAUUUGCGUUUCUAAUGGGCGGCAGCGGUCUGCAGAAGUUCACUAUCGCCGCCGUGCCAUACACAUCCAACCUACUGCCUACCUCUAGUACAUGUAUUAACAUGCUGAAACUCCCAGAGUACCCCAGUAAGGAUGUCCUGCGAGAUCGGCUGCUAGUCGCACUUCAUUGCGGGAGUUAUGGCUAUACCAUGGCCUGACGCAAGCUUAUGUUUGCUGGGACUCAAUGGACAUACAACACGCACAUGACUCACUUCAGGGAUUCUUCAACACUCCUCUGAUUCAGAAGCCUUUUGUUAACUUUUAAUAUGUUUUGCAUAAGCAAAUCUAUGUCAAGGACACAUCAAUGAAUAAUUAUGUUAAUUAGUGAUCAUUCAGGCGCUUAUGCCAUUGUGUAUGAGUGAACCUUGUGAAAACAUAACCAGGCCACAUUUCAUCCCAAAAUCAAAAGUAAAAAUGAUGUGAUAUAAUUUGCAUAAAAUAAAUAAAGCCUUUUUUUUUUUUUAGUAAUAAUGGGAAAUUUUGGGGGGUGUUUUUUAUUUAUUUAUUUAUUUUUAUUUAUUUUUUUUUUACACAUCUUAAAUUUCUAUUUUUGUAAUGUUCAUUAUUUUCAGUGGUGAUUCUCAUUACUAUACAUCUAACACAGUGAUUUUUGUUUUGUAGUACAAAAAAAAUUAAAAAAUACUGUUAGAUAGUGAUUAUUUUUUAAAUUAAUCAAAAUAAACAAAAGCCAGUACAACUACUGUGAUGCAUAAAUGCUUUUUAUACCCCCGCAUUGCAGUAAUGACAGUACGAUUUUAAGACCGUUGAUUUUAAGAUUUUAAAAAUUCCAAGUGAAGAUGAAUUUAACUCUCAUGAGAAUAAUGUCACUAUGCCAAAAUCGUAAUGUCUUAAACAGUGUCAAAAAUGUAUUUUUACAUUAAAGGGCAAAUUUUGCCCCCUGAAUUUGGUUUUAUGGGGAUUUUUUUUUUUUUUUUUUUUUUUUUUUUUGUCAAAUACAUCAGUUCAAUCAAAUCAACUCAUUAUGAAAUAUUCUCAACAUUGAGAAUUUAUUACCUCUUACCCUAAAAAUGUAAUUAAAUAUUCAUGCCAUAUAUAUGUUUAACUAAGACUAAAAUAGAAUAUUCUAUAAAACUAUAUCAGAUAAAAAAUAUAUAUAUAAAUUCAUUGCGGGACAUUUUUUUGCUCCCAUAUUUUGAAUUAAUAGCUUUUUUUUUUUUUUUGGCAUUUUUAUCCCCGAGCUACACCCAGCAACACCCCCCCCCAACCCCCUAAUUUCUGACCCUGUUCUUAAAGUGGGCUUCAUUUUCUUUAUGCAAAAUACAAUGUAUUUAUUUCUUCACAUUGUGUGGUGAAAUAUGACCCAGACAUGUUAAUGCUUAGAGCACUGCAAAACAAAAACAUUUUCAAGCAUAAACGUCAUACAAUUUUUGUAAGAUUUCUCUGAUAACAAGAAGACAUAUCUUAUGCCAAUGUUUUUUUUUUUUUUUUUUUUUUGCAGUGUAAGAGUCACCUUUACAACAUUCCAAAUGACUUCCCAGUGCAUACAGCCUGUGUUACAUGCAAGUGUCAGAUUCCUUUUACAGUAUUAAGUGAACUCCAGGCUGUAUUAUUUCAGGGAUGAUGCUGUUUAACUCACAUCAUGCUUGAAGUGUGUGUGUGUGUGCACAUGAAACAUAGAAAUAUUUAUAGCUUUUAUCACAACUUAUAUAAACAAAACUAUUGCAUUUUUUUCCUGAUAUGUUGUUUUAUUUGUCUGUUGUAUGACGUGCUCUAAAAAGUUUAUAUUGUCAUGAUCAUUGUGGCAUAUAUAUAUAUAUACACACACACACAGUACUGUGCAAAAGUUUUAGGCACUAAAGAUGUUUCACAAAAACAUUUGUCUUAAGAUGGUUAUUUAUAUCUUCAACUUUAGUGUGUCAAUAGGAAAAAUACAUUUAGACUCCCAAACAUUACUUUUGCAAAUUGAAAAGAUUAGAAUAGAAGAACAGGGAGCCCUGCAACAGAUGGCAUUGCACCCACAAACCCCCCACUGAACAUUGAGUCAGUCUGAGAUUACAUAAAGAGACAAAAGCAAUUGAAACAGCCUAAAUAGAUAGAAGAACUGUGGUGAAUUCUCCAAAAAGCUUGGUACAUCCUAUCUGCCAACAGCCAAGAAAAACUGUGUCCAGGUGUACCUGGUGCUGUUUUGAAGGCAAAGGUGGUCACACCAAAUAUUGAUUUAGCUUUUUUAUGUUUACUGGACUUUGUAUGAUGUUAAUUCAUAAAUCAAAAAUAAUGCCAUAAAUAGUUUGACAUCCUCACUAUGCAACAUUUUUCACAACUGCCUAAAACUUUUGCACAGUACUGUGUAUGUGUAUAUAUAUAUAUAUAUAUAUAUAUAAUUAGUUCAAGAAUGAUUCAUUUUAUAUUUAUGUAUGAAUUGUGCAGUUAAGUUGUUCUAUAAACAUAUCUAAUACUGUUUUGGUUGUGCCAAAUAUUCUCACAAACAUAUCAACUAUAAAGUUUCUUCUUGUAAAAGAAGGAUGUGGCCAUGCUGGAAACUAUUAAUUUUGAAAAGGGAAGUAAUAUCAUUUUAGGAAUGGAAAAUAUCAUCUUUAGCAUUGGUGAUGGUUAAGUGAUAACUCUGUGAUAAUAUGAAAAUGCUGAUAUUAAUUUAUUCUGAUUAAUCAUGAUUUGGGACUUUAUUUAUUUGUAUUUGUAAUAACAGUGUAUAUACUACACUAUCUUUUGGAUAUUUUCAGGUGGGCAUCACAGACAU